AGGAGGUGCUCAGAAUCCGUUCUUUUCCGAGUCUCCCUCUCGCAGCGCAGGCCACAGCACCGGCCAGGCUCCCUUCAGUCUAGCCCCUUAGUCAACAUGGUGGCCGCGAAGAAGACCAAGAAGGCGCAGGAGUCGAUUAACAAUCGGCUGGCGCUGGUGAUGAAGUCCGGGAAGUACACCCUGGGCUACACCACCACGCUCAAGUCGCUCCGGGGCGGCAAGGGCAAGCUUGUCAUCAUCGCCAACAACUGUCCGCCUCUCCGCAAGUCCGAGAUCGAAUACUACGCCAUGCUUUCCAAGACCGGCGUGCACCACUACAGCGGAAACAACGUGGAUUUGGGCACCGCCUGCGGGAAGUAUUUCCGUGUCUGCACCUUGAGUAUUACCGACCCUGGUGACUCGGACAUCAUCCGCUCUAUGUCUACUAGUACUGAGUAGGACCAGUUGGUGCGGCUGGUGAGUUCUCGGGCUUACAUGAUAUGGGCGGCAGAUGCGAAGCAAUGAGGGCUGUGGAUGCAACUGUUGCAUGCAGUCGUUAGGGUUAGGGUUCUGCGUUUUGGUACGUGCUUUAUCCUCUCCGGUUUCAUGCAUCUCUUCAGAACUGCCCUCAAUGUUCCAAGUAUAUAAUUGAGAUCUAUACCAAAGCACUGAGAAUCUAUUCAUUUUUUUCCA
Messenger RNA from Physcomitrium patens, 672 nucleotides. Its product is annotated as large ribosomal subunit protein eL30. Gene Ontology annotation, cellular component: cytosolic large ribosomal subunit. Gene Ontology annotation, molecular function: structural constituent of ribosome; RNA binding. NCBI's taxonomy places the organism in Eukaryota, Viridiplantae, Streptophyta, Bryopsida, Funariales, Funariaceae. The record is from RefSeq and is a predicted model, not a curated record.